Molecule: messenger RNA, 2946 nt
Organism: Closterium sp. NIES-65
Lineage: Eukaryota; Viridiplantae; Streptophyta; Zygnematophyceae; Desmidiales; Closteriaceae
Source: the annotation of a GenBank genome assembly
AUGAACAUCUUUCUUCGAGCAACCCGUUUUGAGAUAGCAGCUGCCAUGGACCACAUUGGCCCCUGGUUGGUUCCUCACCCUCUCCCUCCCUCUUCCAAUCUCCUAUCAUGGAUCACUGGCCCCUGGUUCCUCCUCAAGCUCUCUUUCCCUCCUACCCUUCCCUUUGCCGCGUCACUCUCCUAUCCCUCUCCCUCACUCUCCUACCCUCUCCUACCCUCUCCUACCCUCUCCAUUCUGUCGUGGAUCACAGGCCCCUGGUUCCUCUCCCUCUUCAUCAACGUGUUUCCAUGGGAAAGUGUGCUGCGUGUGUGGGACGUGAUGCUGUUUGAGGGCAGUCGCUGCAUGCUCUUCCGGGCUUGCCUCGCGCUUCUCGAGCAGCACUCCUUCCUACUGAUGGAAAUCACUGAGACAGGCGAGCUCAUGUCCACCCUGCUGAACUCGGCAGCGUCGGCCUUUGAUGCCAGUCAGCUGGUGCUGAACGCAUGUGUGGGGUACAUGGCUGUGGACGAGGCGUUAUUGGAGACACUGAGGCAGAAGCACCGGCCGGCCAUAAUGAGGCGGCUGGAGGAGAGGCAGGUGGCGCUGCAGCGCUACCAGAGCGGCAAGUCGGAGCGCCUCAAGGCGGAGGCUGCUGCAAUCUUCGAGCGCAUGUCCCUCCACCCCACUGCUGACGGCCGCCCCGUCACCACCAACUCCCUUGACGACUCCAUCCUCCCCUCCCCUUCUGCUGUCGCUGCCUCUGGGUCGGGUCUCCUGCUGGAUCCGCCGUCGCUGCUCCUCCCACCCUCUACUGACAGCCUCGCUACUAACAGUGUUCUUAGUAAUAGCAAGAGCGGUAACAGUAGAAACAGUCAACUACCGCCUCUCCCCACGCAGGGGCGUCAGAAGGGGGUUGUUCAGGGGGACUCCCAGGCAGGCCCAGCAGCCAAUCAGCGCCCUCCACCUGUCCAAUUCAAGCCUGGAGCGAGGCUGUUUCCCCUCCCCCCCAGCCCUCCACUUGCCCGGUCCUCCUCCCUCUCAAGGCUCCACGUGUCAGCUCUCCAUAGGCCCGUUUGGCACCGCUUUGGCAUGCAUUUAGGGUGCAGCCCUGCCGCUAGGAACAUGGUGGCGCUUUUAGCUAAGCAAAUGGAGGAGGAGCAGACGCAGCCCCGGGGGGCGCCGAAGCUGUCGCUGCCGAACCGGGUGGCUCGGGCCGUGGCUGUGUUGUUGGAAGCAGCAGGGGUGGAAGGUGGGAGAGAGGCGAGGGAUAGGAGGGUGAAUGGUGGCCUGGAUAUGCCUAUAGAUGGUUCCUCCUGGCCUGAUGUGAGCUGGCUGGUAGCCACCACCGUCUCCUCAGUCUCUUCAACAAGCAUGCUAGCAGUGGGUGGUGGAUCAGCAGGCAUGCCAACCGGGAUGCUAGCAGGAGCAGCGGGUUCCUUCUCCUUCUCCUCCACCUCUCUCCCCCCCUGGCCUGACCACCGCCGCUCGUCCUCCUCUCACGACCUUGCGGCUCUCAACCGCAGCCCCGCCUCUCCCCCCAUCCCUUUCCUUGCCAACGGUGCUACCGGUGCCUCUGCUGAUGCUGGUGCUACUGGCGAUGAUGGUGGUGCUGGUGACGAGGAUUGCUCCAGAGAGGGAGCAGGUGCAGCAGCGGCGGUGAAACCAGGAGUGGCAGGAGGGGAAGCGAGAGCAGGGGGAGCAGGGGGGGCAGGGGGAGCAGGGGGAGCAGGGGGAGCAGGGGGGGCAGGGGGGGCAGGGGGAGUAGGGGGAGCAACAGCAGCUGUACCAUCAGCUGCUGCUGCAUGGAGCUGGUCCGGAUGGGGUCAAGCAGGGUCUCUGUUCGGUGGGGGAGGAGGAGGGGCAACAUCUGCUGCUGCUGCUGAUGCAGCUGCAGGAGGGGCAGACGGGAUGGUGGGGGAAGGGGAGGGGCAGGUUGGGGACGGUUCAGAGCGGUUGAAGAGGGAUAUGACGGCCAUGCUGGAUCUGCAAGCACAGGUUAGAGUGGGCCCCAGGGCAGGUGGUUUUUCAAGCAGGUGGGUUCCAGGGCAGGUGGUUUUUCAAGCAGGUGGCGUGGCUGAAGGAGCAGCUGGUGGUGUUCACUUUGGAGAGCUAAAAGUGGUGGCGUGGCUCAAGGAGCAGCUAGUGUUCACACUGGAGAGCCACCACGAGUCACAGACGCGGGUGGAGGCUCUUCAAACAGCCAUGGUGGAAAUGGCUCAGAGAGACACACACAUGCAGCUCACAGUGAAGGUGGAGCAAAUGACGAACGAGGUGGAGGUGCUUCGGAGGGAGCUGUCGCAGCAGCAGCAGCGGGCAGCAGUGGUGCUCGAGCAAGCUGUCAUGGACAAGCAGAUUGAGAUGCAGCGCGAGCUGAAUGCGCUGCUGAGGGCAUUGGCGUCAAAGGAGGAGAAGAUGCGGCGGGAUGUGGAGGGGCUGCAUGAUAGGGUGGAGGACAAGGAGAUGGAGAUACAGCGACUCAAGCGGGUGAUUGGUCGUCUGGAGGGGGACAAGAGGGAGCAAGAGGAGAUGAUAGCAGUGGGCAGGCAGCAGGUGGACACACACAAGCGCGUGAUUGAGAUGCUGGUGGAGAAGGGCCAGACGAUGCAGCAGCAGAUGGUGGCCAUGGAGAAGCGAGCACUCACAGCUGAGGGCAUGGCACGGGCCUUUUUGGAGAUCUCAGGGGCAGAGAAGGGCUACACGACGUUUGGGUCCGCAGUGGGGCUUGAAUCCUCCUACCUGCCCUCCGGUGCUGACCUUGAUGCACUCUCCCACUCGCCUCUACCGUCCCCAACCUCGUUAGUAGCAUCCUCGUUAUCAUCAGUGGCAUCGUCGUCAAGUACAGAGCAAUUGUCAUCAGCAGGAACUGUGGAGGGCAAGCCAAACUCAUUACAAGCGUCGUUGUCUGGAGAAGGGAAGGGUGGCAGCAGACCUGCUGUGCCGAACACUACUGCUACACCUACUGUAUAA